AUGGCGGCCGGUCCACCCCGGGAGACCCUCGAGUGCCCGCAGGGCCGCGCCCUCCUUUGUUCCCGGAGAAAGCGGGUGGGAGCAGAGCAGAGCCGCUGUCAGGGUUCCGGGUCCGGGCUCGGCGUCCAGGGUCCGGUCUCGGGUCAGAAACGGGUACUCACGGUGUCCACGCGGCAGGCAGGGCGGUGGCCGGCUUCCAGGAGGUGGCCCGUGCCUUCCGCCCCUGCGAGCAGCCACAUGGCCCCGCACCUGGUCUUCGAGCAGCGGUCUCGUCCCGGGCGCUGCCCGCCGCCCCUAAUGCCCAGCUCCGCGGCCGAGGUCCCGUUCCUGCCAUGCUGCCACCCACCCAGUCCUCACGGCGCCCCUCGACUCCGCCCCUCUAGCGGGCGGACCAGCGGUCAGGGGCGUGGUCAGAUUGUGGGGGCGGAGCCGGAGCGUCGGCAGGGCGGGGCGGCUCCUGGAGGGGCGGGGUCUAGGCGGGGCAGACCGGAAAAGUUCCGGGAAAUCCCGCGGCCCACCGCCCGGACGGCGCGGAAGUUCCCGGCGGUGGUGCUCCGGCCGGCCGGCUGGCUCGGCGCUAUGUGGUCGGGGGGCGCGGAGGCGGAGACAAGGACCCCAGGCGCGGCCUCGGCGCUCUGCAGUCUGUACCACGAGGCGGCACAGCAGAUGAGGCGCCUGCAGGACCAGCUGGCCGCCCGCGACGCCCUCAUCGCGCGUCUCCGCGCCCGUCUGUCCGCGCAGGAGGCGAACGCCGCGCCGUCACUCGUGGACUCGCUGCUGGAGCAGGUGGCACAUUGCCGGGAGCAGCUCCGGGAGCAGGAGGGCAGCGCGGGCGAGGAAGUGGCCGCGCUACGCCAGGAAAUCGAGAGGCUGAAGGAGCAGUUGAAGGAAGAAAAGGAGAGGGCCAUGCAGGUGCCCACAGAGAAGGAGGUGGCCCUGCUGCGGAGGAAUGCUGCUGCUGGCCACGUGCUGCGCCGCUCGCUGGCCGAGGAGGCCCACCAGCUUCGGAGGACGCUGGCCGCCACUGCCCACAUGUGCCAGCAGCUGGCCCGGUGUCUAGGGGAGAGGCAGCAAGCAGGCAGAGGCACGGAGACCCCUGACAAGCCAGAGUAUUCCAGUGGGGACGCCACCCUUCAGUCUGAAGUGGAGAGGCUACGGGAAGAAAACCGGCAGCUGAAGGCCAAGAUCUCUCACGUGGAGGACCUCAACACCAAGUGGCAGCGGUACGAUGCCAGCCGGGAGGAGUAUGUGCGGGGGCUGCAGGUACUAUGCCAGCCCUCGGGGCCCUCAGUGGCCCUCCUGAGGAAGGAGGUGGCCCGGCUCAACCAGCAGCUGGAGGAGGCACUUGGUCAGUUCCAGGAGGCUCAGCAGGAGCUGACAGCCGCUCAAGGGGCCCGAGACGCUGCGCUGGAGCUGGUACAGAUGCUGGAGCAGCAGCUCCUGGUAUAUAAGGACGACUUCUCGUCAGAACGGGCAGACCGGGAGCGAGCUCAGAGCAGGGUCCAGGAGCUCCAGGACAAGGUGGCCUCCCUGCAGCGCCAGGUGGGCAGGACACAGGACACCUGGGCACCAGGCCAGACUUACCCCCGGAGCAGCACGCCCCAUUACUUGGAGACAGAUGCCCCUGAUGCAGUGGCACUGGGGUCCCCGCGGCUAGAGCCUCCUGCAGCCCCCAGGAUCCAGGGGGACCUCCAGUGUCCUCACUGUCAGCUGCACUUCAGUGAUGAGCAGGCCGAGGAGUUGUUCCGGCAUGUGGCCGAGUGCUGCCGGUGA
Chrysochloris asiatica (Cape golden mole) is the source of this 1773-nucleotide messenger RNA. RefSeq names its product TNFAIP3 interacting protein 2 (gene TNIP2). NCBI's taxonomy places the organism in Eukaryota, Metazoa, Chordata, Mammalia, Afrosoricida, Chrysochloridae. Gene Ontology annotation, biological process: regulation of transcription by RNA polymerase II; cellular response to lipopolysaccharide. The coding region runs from base 1 to 1773 and encodes 590 amino acids. The record is from RefSeq and is a predicted model, not a curated record. Gene Ontology annotation, molecular function: K63-linked polyubiquitin modification-dependent protein binding. The transcript has 7 exons.